This is a messenger RNA of Acipenser ruthenus (sterlet), 5536 nucleotides long. RefSeq names its product zinc finger CCCH domain-containing protein 18-like. Gene Ontology annotation, molecular function: metal ion binding. The transcript has 18 exons. Bases 412 to 3453 code for a protein of 1013 amino acids. The record is from RefSeq and is a predicted model, not a curated record. Lineage: Eukaryota; Metazoa; Chordata; Actinopteri; Acipenseriformes; Acipenseridae.
ACAGUUCAAUACGUGCGCCACAAAAUGUGUUGAUUCAUGCAUUCAUCGAUCGUUUAAACGUUAUAGAUAAUAUGGUUACUAUUUUCAACAUAAAUAUAUAUAUAUAAAAGAAAAAACUUAACUCAAUUAAUAGUUUUUUUUUGUUACAUAUGCGAUUUUGUUUUUUUCAUUCUCGUGGCGAUUCAGAAUUUGGUAAUUCUUAAGGCGGACACUGUCGUGCCUUGAUGACGUCACGGCAAUGGCCGCUCUCUUGGUUUAGAGCAGGGGUUAUGAUUCUGUGCGUAAAACAAAAUUAUUUCAAUAAUUACAUUGUUUCUACUUCAAACUCUGAAGCCGAGAGACGGGAUAACAGCAACGCCCAGUAUUCCUGCCUCAAUAGACGUACAGGUUGGAAACGAAUAACCUCUACCAAUGGAUGUGCCUGAAAGUCCAAAUCAUGACCCAAAAUCCCCAGAUGCAGAAGAGCAACAAAUCUCCGACACCGAACUUCUGAAGGAUGAACUCUGUGAUGAGGAUGGAGAGGAGGGCGGCAGAGACUCAGACCUAGAGGAUGAGGAGGGAGAGCAGGCCACUGAUCGCGAGGAAGAGGAGCUGGAGACGGUGGAUUCGGAGCAGGAGGGGGAGAACAAUCGCUCGGAGGAAGAAGAGGAUCUAGGCAGCGAGGCAGAGGUGCGCAGUGAGGCCAAAUCUCAGGACUCUGAUAACGAGCAGAGCCAGGAGAAGGUUGUUUCACCUGUUAACAGGGAAGAGGGAGAGGAGGAAAGAGAUGAGGAGAGGGUGAGGGUAGAGGAGCAGGAGCAUGAGGAAGAAGAUAGGGUGAACAAUCUGAAGGAUGAGUCCUCCUCUGUGAAUCGAGACUUGGAUGAGCAUGAACUAGAUUAUGAUGAGGAGGUACCAGAAGAACCAAGCACUGUGGCACCCGGAGAGGAGGGAGAGGAAGAGGAUGAGGAGGAGGAGGAUGAGGAGCUGAAAAAAAGGCUGAAGGAAGAGACGGCAGCCAAAAAAAUAGAGCAACAACAGAAGCCCCCCAUAAGGAGCCAGAGAGAUUCCUUCAGGGAUAAAAAGAAAGAUGAAGAUGACGGGGAAAUUGAUGAAGGUGAAAUCGAUGAUGACGACCUGGAGGAGGGAGAGGUGAAAGACCCAGCUGACAGGUGGAUCAGACCCCGCCGCAUCUGCAGAUUUUUCAUGAAAGGUAAUUGCACCUGGGGGAUGAAUUGCAGGUUUAUUCAUCCUGGGGUAAAUGAUAAAGGAAAUUAUUCUCUCAUUGCCAAACCUGACCCCUUCUCCCCUAAUGGGGGCCCCACUGCAGGACCUCACCCGCUUAUGCCAGCAAAUCCAUGGGGAGGACCAGCAGCUGAAGAAAUCCCUCCUCCGCCCCCAGUGGAGCCCCCUGCGGAGAGUGCCUGGGAAAGGGGACUCAGACAUGCUAAAGAGGUUCUAAAGAAAGCAACAAUACGAAAAGAGCAGGAGCCAGAUUUCGAGGAGAAAAGGUUUAACGUCACCAUUGGAGAGGAUGAGAGGGAUUUUGACAAAGAGAAUGAUUUCUUUAGAGAGAGAAGUUACCGGAUAACAAGAGAAGUUCGGGAACCAGGGAAUGAUCCUUAUGUUGAUCCCUACUAUGACUAUGAAAUGGAAUGCUUAUGGAGAGGUGGACAGUAUGAGAAUUUCAGAGUUCAGUACACAGAAACAGAGCCCUAUCCCUACAGGGAAAGAGAGAGGGAGCGGGACACUCGGGAUCUUCGAGACCGGCAGCGUGAGAGGGAUCGGGAGCGUGAGAGAGACCGAGAGAGGGAACGGCGACAGAGAGAGCGCGAAAGAGAGAAGGAACGAGAGAGGGAAAAGGAGAGGCAGCGCAGGAAAGAGGAGUGGGAGAGGGAUCGCCUCAAGAGGGAUGAGAAGGAGCGACCUCGGGAAAGGAAGAGAGAAGGAGAAAAGGAGAAGGAGAAGGACAAGGAGAAGGAGAAGGACAAGGAGGAGAAGAAGGACAAAGAGGAGAAGAAGGAGAAGGAGAAACCGAAACCCAGAUCACCACCCCCACCAAACAGACAGAUUGAGCCGCCGCCCAAGAAAGACAUGGGGCUUCCAAUGAUCAAGCGACCAGACGAGUGGCAGGACCCUUGGCAGCGAUCAAAAUCCCCAAAAAAGAGGCUUGGUGUGAGCGGUUCUCCAAUCAGGGGGCGUCGGAGACACAGACCCUCUGGGUCUUCUGUUUCUCUGUCCAACUCCUCAAGGUCGUCGUCACGAUCAUCUUCGUACUCGGGCUCUGGCUCCUCUCGCUCCAGAUCUCGCUCCUCCCGCUCCUCCUACAGCUCUUAUUCGAGUCACUCCUCCCGGCACAGCUCCUUUUCAGGGAGCCGGUCCAGAUCAAGGUCAUUUUCCUCCUCUCUUUCUCUUUCACCGACUCCUUCAGCUCAGAGGAAUGCUGCGAAGACUAAAGCUGAUCCAUCGGUGCCCCCUGUCAAGGGUGAUAAGCCUGUGAAGAAGCCACCCACCCCUCCGCUCCCAGGGCCUCCUGGAAAGGGUGCAAAACCAGUCCCUGAGGCGGGGAAGCCAGCUGAUACCCGGGAAGGCAAGAGGAAGGCUCGCCAACAGCAUAACCCACCCAGGCGGCGAACAGAGAGUGGCAGUAUCAGCGGCAGUGCCAGUAGCUUCUCCGGCUCCAGCUCCCACUCCCGAUCCCCCUCCCUGUCCAGCGUGUCGUCUGUAUCCAGCGCCUCUUCAAGCAGCAGUUCUAUACGCAGCGCGGACUCUGAAGAUAUGUACGCAGACCUGGCCAGCCCAGUGUCCUCUGCCAGCUCGCGAUCACCAACCCCAGCGCAGCCCAAAAAGGAGAAAGGAAAGCCUAAAAAGGAAGAUCCUGUCAAAGAGGAGAGGAGGAAACAGGAGUCCCCUGCACAGCCCUCCAAAACCUCCUCGGGUCAGAAAUCAGGGAGCAGCAAAACCUCCCAGCACCCUGCACACCAUCACCACCAUCCCCAGCAUCAGCCGCCACCACCGCAGUCACAAGCGCAGUCCGGGUAUGGCUCGCACAAGGAUAUCAAACUAACGCUGCUCAGCAAGCACGCUGAGAGGGGAAACAGGAAGAGAUACCAACCAUCAGAUAAAGAGAGGCCAUCGUCUCCACUGAGCAAACGCAUAGCCAUGUCACCUGAGAGAGGUCGUGACAGAAGAUUGCCUGGACGGCCACUUUCACCCAGACUAGAGCGUCCAAGAGGGCAGAACCAGCGACCACCGCCAGCGCAAAUGGAGAGGAAACGUCCCCUAUCUCCUCAACCUAAAGCUUCAAGCAAAACCCCAAGUGUGUCAGGCAAGCCCCAGACGGCCGGAUCGGCUCCUUCUGCCAAAUCAAGCAAAGCCAGCACACUGUCACGGCGGGAGGAACUCCUGAAGCAACUGAAAGCUGUGGAAGAUGCCAUUGCACGCAAACGAGCAAAAAUCCCCGGAAAAGUAUAGUCAACAAAACAGUGCAGAGACAGGUAUCAAGAUUUUAUAUUCAAAAAAUCGUAAAAUAAAGACAACUAAACAGCAAAACAGAGGUGGGGCAGAAAACUUCAGUACAGUUUCUUAUUUAAUGGGAAAACUUUUGAUAUGUUUUUCAUAUCAAAAGAUAGAUUCUUUGCUGUGGACUGUGACUAUUAGACCCCUGAUCAUACUGCACCAGAAAAAAAAAGUUGGGAAACAACACUUUCACGACCAGUAACAGUUUGGUAUGUAAUAUUUCAAGAGACCAGAAUAUCAGCCCUCAUUCAAAAUGUAGGGACUUUCUUAACCAAUGAUCUCUAUUCUAGUUAUUCUGUGCAUUCUGUGUUAUUCAAUGUUGUAUACUUCAAUUUCUUACAGUGUACAAUUGUUGAAAGAAUGACUGAUGUGAAGUAUUUGCCAUACUUGUUUUUAACCUGGCAAAAGUUUCUUUUUUCUUUUUUUUUUUUUCCCCCAGAUCUUCCUAAAUAAAAUAAUCAUUCUUUUAUUUGUCCCGUAUUUUUAGUUAAUACAGAUAGUGUACCUGUGUUAUUGGGAUGUCGGCCUAAUAGGAGUAGGACUGCAUCUUGGUUUCCUGGCAAAAAAUAAACUAUUUUGAUAAAGAGUUGUUCAUUUCUUUCUGUGUGUUCCCUGGAUGGAUCUUUCAUUUUGUUGUUAUUGUGUUUGACCCCAAAACCGAUCACUUAAUUAGCUGCUUCAAAUUUGUAUUGUGUUCUCUUACAUUUUUUUGUUUUUUAUUAAUAUUUUUUAAUAGUCUGAUUGAUUGAGGUGGUUCUACAGCUAUGGCCAACAGUUUUGCAUCACCUAGAAUUUUAGUAUUGAGACAAUAAAAAAAUAAUGAUAGAUAGAUAAAUAAACAUAUUUUAGAUAUUUUAUUUAACAUUAUGCAAUCAAAAAAACUACAAAAUUAUAUUGCAAGUCAAGCCGUAAUAGUAGUAUAGUAUUUCAUGUCAGAUUUCGGAAUGUCCCAUUUUUCAGUUUCUGUUUUUUAAGUAUAUGGGAAAACUACAAAGCUGUACGUAAUUUAAUAUGUUAACAUAACAUUAUUCAGCAGGUGCCAUUCGACUUAAUGAAGCAAAAUUAGUUUAUUCUAUAGGGUGAUGCGAAACGUUUGGCCAUAGCUGUUUUGAAAUUACCAUAACAAUGGCAAGAAGACAAUAAAGAGCAAGCAAUUGUUUUUAAAGCAAGUCUUUCCAUUCUAUUGCGAAAAUGUCAACCUAACAGAAUGGGUAAAAGCAUUUUAUCCAAUGAAAAGAAAGUAUAUCGAAGAUUUAAACAUGCUCCUGCCCCUUUAUAAUAUUUCUAAUAGAAUCUGGGUUACAUUAGGUACCCUUUAGUUUUCAACUAGCUUAUCCCAUUCUCAUACAACCUUUCAAUGGAUUGUCUUAAGCAGUUUUUACAACUGCAUUUAGGAGUAGCCAGAAGCAUUUAGGUGAUAUACUGUUAAUUUUGUAGCAAGAAGUGCCUGGCUGUCUGUACAGUUUUAUGCCACACUAAGUUUUUGGCAUCUAGAGAACCGCUUCUCCAAUUAGGAUGAAACUUGGUAAGGGCUUUUUGUGACAGUAUAAAAGCAUGGGGAUAUAAAAGGACUAUAUCAUGCAUAUCCUGUCACACCUGAAAUGUAUUCAGGAAGGAACAAUAGUUUCAAUAGUUUACUUUGUUUCCUGGAAACAAAUCAGUAAGCCCGACUUUUUUGGUUAACAUCUAUUGCUAGAGAGUUCUUGGAGGCAAACAAAAAAAUGAUAUUAUACAUUUAUAUUAAUAUUGUUAGGAAGUUGCAAUUAACUUAAGGGAGCACCUACUAUAAUUAUUAGAUUUUAUAAAGGGCAUGAGUCACUAAUGCAGUAUUUUAAUUCUAAUUCUGACCUACAGUUUGAUUGAGAGAAAGUGCUAUCGACAUGCCAUGGGAAAAUGAAAAACGGAGGUGGGCUGAAAUGUGUAUCGGUUUCUGUAGACCAGCUGUACAAUAGAACCCUGCACGUGCAAGCCUCUUUUUUUGUUUUCCACAAGUCCUAAGAUGUAAUUUUAAGUAAAAAUAAAAUUGGUGUGAUUCAUG